AACAUAUAUUAUACAUGCUCUUUAUCCUUCCUUCAGUCAUUUCUCUUUGCCUCUUUUUCUUCAGACUCAAACUGCAAAGCAAAAGCACUUAUUGCAAAGGAAAAGCACUUCUCCUCUUUUUCUUGUCGAUUCUCAUCCCAUAGCCAUGUCUACUGAGACUGGUGUUGUACCUGUGGCCGCUGAUGAUCAGCCAAUUGUGGAAAAAGUUCAUGAAGAAACAGAUGCAGUUAAUGGGAGUGAUAGUCCUCCUCCACCCAAACCUGAUGAGAAGAAGGAUGAAAAGGAAGAUCUUGUAGCAGGGAGCUCUGUUCGUUCAGAGGUUUCUGCAACCAAGGUUGAAGAAACACCAGUGGAUAACGAUAACCAGACAGAGACUCUUGUCGUUGUUGAGGCUGAGAAGAUUGAUGAUGAUGUUCCGGUCGAAGCUGCCUCGAAAGAGAUUGAAAGGUCUGAUAAGGAGCCAGAGCAAUCAUCCACAAAAGACUCAGCCAGUGAAGCUGUUGAAGUAGUUGACAGUGUACCAGUGAAGAAACCGGCAGUUGAGUCAGUUGAAGAUAAACCAGUGGAGAAAAAAGAAGAGAAGGCAGAAGCUAUUGAAGCCGAUGAGAAGCCAGCUAGUGAAACAGCUGAAGCAGUUGAGAAAGAAGCCGAUGAGAAGCCAUCUAGCGAAAAAACUGAAGAAGUUGAGAAAGAGUUAGAUGAGAAAAAGGCAAUGGAGAAUGUAGCAAUUGAAGAAGUUGAGAAAGAAGCAGAGAAGGAUCAAGCUAUUGAAGCAGUUGAGAAAGAAGCCGAAAAGACGGAAGUAAUUGAAAAAGCAGAUGAGAAAAAAUCAGUGGAGAAUGUAGCAGCAACUGAAGAAGUUGAGAAAGAAGCAGAUGAGAAAAAACCGGUGGAGAUUGUAGCAACUAAAGAAGUUGAGAAAGAAGCAGAGAAGAAUCAAACUAUUGAAACAGUUGAGAAAGAACCCGAAAAGAUGGAAACAAUCAAAGUAGAUGAUGAGAAGAAACCAGAUAUUGAAGUAGUUGAGAAACAGAUAGAUGAUGGGAAGCCAAAUGUUGAAGCUUUCGAGGCUAACGCAUCAACUGAAGAAGCAGCUGAUCAGCCAGCGGAGGAGCCUGUCAAAACUUCUCUUGUCAAAGAUUCAGAAACUGUAAAUGAAGUAGUGGAGGGCAAGCAACAUGAACAGUUGAAAGAUUUAUUAGAGAUGGAAAGAAAUGUUGAGAAGGAACUCAAGCCUGAAGAAAAUGCUGCCACUGAUAGCUCUGUGCCAACCGUUGAGGAAGCACAGACAAUUGAGAAAGAAGCUGAGAAAGACGCUGAGAAAGACGCUGCAGUUACUAAUGUAGAAAAGCCAGUUGCUGAGAAGACCGAAAAAGAAGCAGGAAAAAAUGCUGCAGACAAGGAUGAGGAGAAGAAGAUUGCAAAAACAGAACAAGAAACUGAAAGGAAUGUUGAGAAGACUGGUGAAAAUGUUGCACAAGUUGCUGAUAGAGAUUUAGUCGCGGCAAAAGAGGUAGUAUUGGAGAAAGAAGAGUACAAGGACAUUAAAGAGAAUGAAGUUGUAGUUGAGCCUUCUGCUGCCAUUGUUGAACCGGAAAGCAAGUUGGAGAAAACAGAAGAAGCAAAAAAUGAGCCCGCUGCCGAGAGUCUUGAGGCCUCCAAAGAGGAGGCCAAGCAAGAGGUUGCAGUAAAAGCACAAAGCAGUCAGGUGGAAUCAUUUCAAAGGUGAAGCAGUCCAUUGUGAAGGUGAAAAAAGCGAUUAUUGGGAAAUCUCCAAGCUCAAAAGUGCUUUCACCAGCACCAGAAGCCAAAGCAGAUGAACAAGUCAGUGUCAAGUAGUUCUUUUGGUCAGGUGAAAGAUAGUUUUUAUGGAUUUUAUUCACCGUGUAGCUGAUUGUUUUGGUGUUUCCUCAUGAGGGCAGAGACCAUGCGUUUUGUUUUGUGUGGGAUUUGCAAAGAUUUUUUUUUUAUUUUUUCUCAGUUCUUCUGAUUGUAGGCACAAUUGCUAUUAGUUGUGUUUGUUAUGGUGAGUCUUUUGUGUGAAAUGUAAUUGAACAUUAUAUUGAUUUGUUUAUUAAAUUUCUUAA
Pyrus x bretschneideri (Chinese white pear) is the source of this 2087-nucleotide messenger RNA. Its product is annotated as calponin homology domain-containing protein DDB_G0272472. NCBI's taxonomy places the organism in Eukaryota, Viridiplantae, Streptophyta, Magnoliopsida, Rosales, Rosaceae. The record is from RefSeq and is a predicted model, not a curated record. The transcript has 2 exons. The coding region runs from base 146 to 1729 and encodes 527 amino acids.